AUGGGUUUACGUGUUGUUUCCGUUAAUUGUAAAAUUUUUUGGUUAUUGGAAUUUGCUAUAAUCGUAAUGUCAUUACGUGCACAGUAUGUCGUUGAAGUGUGGGAACCGAAGCCAGAUGGUUAUGAUGCAGUUUUACAAUGUGAUGCAACGGGUGCCGAUUUUGGUGGUGGUAUUCCAUCCAUAAAUUUCAAUCCUAAUGAUACUGGUUGUGCAUAUUUUACUAGACCAGAGGAUUCCUGCACUGAUACUUUUAAUAAUCGAACUGGGUGUGUACAUUAUUAUGCAGUAGUUCCUCGGGGCAAUUGCAGUUUUUCCGAAAAGGCAUAUCAUGCACAGCGAGGAUAUCCAGAUCCAUAUAGUGCCUUGAUCAUUUUUAAUAGUGAAAAUCAUUCACCGGUACCAAUGGCUGGAGGUAAAUAUGCAGAUCGAGUUAUAAUACCAGUUGUGAUGAUAACAUAUACGUGCAUGACAAACAUUAUGGAUCAUUUUCCAGCUCAUAAAGGGUAUAGAGUAGCUUUGCGGGCUAUACCUGGAUACUAUGAUCUUGUUAAGUAUCUUAUUCCUCUGGUUGCGAUUGUGGCAUUUUGUUUUGUUGUGCUUUGUAUAUCUUUGACUGUACGGUUGUGUCGGGAACGUCGACAUUUAGCCAGAAAGAGAUUAUCAAAACGAAAUCUAAAAAAACUACCUACAAAAAGAUUCAAAAAAGGGGAGGCAGAGGAUUCAUGUGCAAUUUGCAUCGAUGAAUUCAUUGAAGGUGAAAAAUUACGAGUUCUACCUUGCAGUCAUGCUUAUCACUGCAAAUGCAUCGAUCCAUGGUUAACAAAGAUACGGAAAGUUUGUCCUAUAUGCAAACGUAAAGUAUUAUCAACCGGGGAAUCUGACUCGUCUGAUUCUGAAAAUGAAAGGCGUGAUUCUACAUCUGCUUCGGGUUCUGCAACAUUGAAUCGGGAGAAUGCACCAUUACUUCGAAAUGCAGAACCUGUACUAUUCAGUUUUAAACAUCGCAAUGGAAUCAGCUCAACAAAUUGUAUUGUACCACCUUCUGGUGUGGCUGUGCCGAUCAUUCAGACAAAUCAGGCAACAGGUGUAGAAAUAUGUGAUACUUCUCGUAUUGGUCUAAUAUCUAAUCGUUUAGAAGCUGUUUCCAAAAAUAUACGAAGAACUCUACGCCCAUGUUAUCAACAAAUGGUUCAUAGUUCAACACGGGCUCCACGGAGAAACGAAGAAGCAGUGCAAUCGGAAUGCGUUCCCGAACCAAGAGACGAAAGACCUUUUGCAGUAGACAACCAUGCAUUUGAUGUUGGGAAUGAAACAUUUGCCGUGAGUUUAAACACUAAAAGAACUUGCAAAUAA
Messenger RNA from Thelazia callipaeda (thelaziosis nematode), 1353 nucleotides. The record is from the annotation of a GenBank genome assembly. Lineage: Eukaryota; Metazoa; Nematoda; Chromadorea; Rhabditida; Thelaziidae.